AUGUCCACGACCACUACUACGACGAAACUCCGCCGUAACUCACGCAUCCGGCGCGCCUUGAAAGCGCCCGACCGGCCUGUCGCCAUCCGGAGGGAAUACAUCACCGACCGCAAGACUACCCUCGUGCUCAGACCCGUGGGCGACUCCAGUUCCGAGAUCUCCUACAGCAUCGCCGACCUCGACGGGAUCCCCCAGUUCACCGUCACCGGUCGCAAGUUCAGCAAUCGGCCCUGCCGAGAGUUCCGCGACGCCUCCGGACUUCCGCUCUUCGAGCUCCAUCGCAAGAUUUCCUUUCGGCAGGCGUGGAACGUCUGCCUGCCCGGGAGCAAGAAGGCAACCAUUGCCAGCGCCGUGCCCCGGAGGUCCUUUUCGGCCACCCAGUUCGGAAACUUUGAUCUCGCGUUCGAGAACUUCGCCGCCUUCGAGUGCAAGGGCGCUGAGGAUAAGAAGGUCAACUUGGAGAUCGAGAAGCACGGGAAUGUCUUGAAGACCUUUGACGUCGUGGACGGGGAUCGCAAGAUUGCUGAGAUCCGAGAGAGUAUUCCGCACAAUCGGACCCUGGCUUUAAUGCCGGAGUCGAGAAGAGGCUGGCGACCCAUCAUGGAUAUUGAUAUCAUGCCAGAGGUAGACAUUUCACUGGCGACGGUCAUUGCGGUCAUUGCGUCGGACUAUUGUUUUAGCGCCAACUACUGUUAG
This is a messenger RNA of Aspergillus melleus, 696 nucleotides long. RefSeq lists its product as uncharacterized. The record is from RefSeq and is a predicted model, not a curated record. Lineage: Eukaryota; Fungi; Ascomycota; Eurotiomycetes; Eurotiales; Aspergillaceae. The coding region runs from base 1 to 696 and encodes 231 amino acids. The transcript is spliced from 2 exons.